UUUUAUUCAACCGAUCUGAACCGGCUGGUGAACCGAACCGAGUUAAGAGGAAGGAGAGAAUGGCGGCAUUAACUAAAAAAAGCAUUAGCAGUUAAUAGUAAUGCUACAUUUAAAAUGUAACAAACGAUUAGCUUCAAAAUUCCAAAGAAACUCAAAACCAAAACUUCAAUUUCCAAAAUUCCCCAUCACAAUUCAGUUCUCUGCCUCCAUCUCCGACUCUAACUUCAAAUUCCCAUCAAUUUCUUUCUUUUUGCAGAGAACUGAUUUCAUUCCCAUCAAAAUUCUUUGUUAGAAAAAAAAGAAACUAAACCCAAAAUCCCAAUGGGACAGACAAAAAAUAGAGAUGUAGAAAACGACGAAAUUUAUCCCAUGAUGAUGGAGAGUCCUCAACUUCGGUGGGGAUUCAUCCGUAAAGUGUAUGCCAUCAUCUCUAUGCAAUUGCUUCUCACCGCCGCGGUUGCUGCGGCCGUGGUUUUCAUCCGUCCCAUUCCAAAUUUCUUCGUCAAAACCACUCCUGGUAUCAUCGCUUACAUUGGCAUCGUCAUCUUCACUUUCAUAGUUCUUUGUCCGUUGUAUGCUUAUCAUAGGCAUCAUCCAUGGAAUUUUAUAUUGCUUACUCUCUUUACAAUUGGGAUUGCCUUUUCUGUUGGAAUAACUUGUGCAUUCACCAAAGGGGAGAUAAUACUAGAGGCAGCGGCUCUAACAUCCGGAGUAGUAGUGGGCCUAACUCUCUACACAUUUUGGGCCGUGAAACGAGGCCACGAUUUCAACUUCCUCGGCCCAUUUCUCUUCGCCUCUCUCCUCGUACUCUUCAUGUUCGGCCUCAUCCAGAUAUUUUUCCCACUCGGAAAACUGUCGGUGAUGAUAUUCAGUGGGUUGUCGGCGUUAAUAUUUUGCGGUUACAUAGUUUACGACACCGACAAUCUCAUCAAACGAUUCACUUACGAUGAUUAUAUUUGGGCUGCUGUCUCCCUUUAUCUUGACAUCGUUAAUCUCUUUCUUGCUCUUCUUCAUCUUCUCAGAGUCCUCGACGCCUAAAUUCCACUUCACUAAAAAUAUCUUUCUUGGUCCCUAAAAUUUGAAUUUAUUUGGUUCUUACAUUUUAAAAGUUAAUUCAAUCUUAAAAAGUAAAAAUGUGAUAUUUUGAAUUUCAUAAAUAAAAGAAAAAUAAUAUAAGAGAAUUUUAAAUGGUUAUUUUGUUAGAAUGUGUGAGAGAGAGAGAUUUAGUUAUACCCUCCAAAUUCAAAAUUUGUUUUGUUUUGUUGUGUUGUGUAAUGAUAGGUGAUGAAUGUGGGAUGGGGUUUAGGAGAUUUUUAGUUUAUGGUGUGUGUGUUGUUUAAUGAUUGGUUUGUAAAGUUUUUUUUUUUUUUGUUGUUGUUGAGUUCUUUGUUAAUUAUUGUUUGUUGGUUGCUUUCACCUCUAAUCAUGGAGAUGGAGGUUUAAUAUCUAUCUAAUUCUCUUUUUAUUUUAU
Molecule: messenger RNA, 1471 nt
Organism: Cucumis melo (muskmelon)
Lineage: Eukaryota; Viridiplantae; Streptophyta; Magnoliopsida; Cucurbitales; Cucurbitaceae
Product: protein LIFEGUARD 4-like
Exons: 4
Coding region: 322-1038 (238 amino acids)
Cellular component (GO): membrane
Source: RefSeq, a predicted model, not a curated record